Molecule: messenger RNA, 3607 nt
Organism: Kogia breviceps (pygmy sperm whale)
Lineage: Eukaryota; Metazoa; Chordata; Mammalia; Artiodactyla; Physeteridae
Gene: EPHX2
Product: epoxide hydrolase 2
Biological process (GO): cholesterol homeostasis; phospholipid dephosphorylation
Cellular component (GO): peroxisome; membrane
Molecular function (GO): lipid phosphatase activity; FAD binding; magnesium ion binding
Source: RefSeq, a predicted model, not a curated record
UUGGGAGGCCUCGCCGGCUCGCCGCUCUAGGCCCGCGCCCCGGCCUUCGUCCCUCUCCUCACAGCUGUCUGUACCUGGGUGGAAGGCUGAGGUGCAGGCAGUCAUGGCGCUGCGUGCUGCCGUGUUCGACCUGGACGGGGUCCUGGCGCUGCCCUCGCUCGCCAGCUCCUGGGACCGUGCGGAGCAGGAGCUGGCGCUGCCCAGAGGCUUUCUGAAUGGAGCUUUCAUGAGAGGAGGCCCAGAAGCUUCCAGUGCCCACAUGAUGAAGGGAGAGAUCACAUUUUCCCAGUGGAUGCCAUUCAUGGAAGAAAACUGCAGGAAAUGUUCGGAGGACUCUGGAAUUUGCCUCCCUGAGAAUUUCUCUAUAAAUCAGAUCUUUGGCAAGGCGCUUGCAGCAAGAAAGGUCAACGCCCCCAUGCUUCGGGCAGCUCUCACUCUCAAAAAGAAGGGAUUUACAACCUGCAUCCUCACCAACAUCUGGCUGGAUGACAGCACCCAGAGAGGCAGCCUGGCCCAGAUGAUGUGUGAGCUCAGGCCGCACUUCGAUUUCCUGAUUGAGUCAUGCAGGAUCGGAAUGGCCAAGCCUGAGCCUCAGAUCUACAAGUUCGUGCUGGACGUCUUGAAGGCCAGCCCCAAUGAGGUGGUUUUCUUGGAUGACUCCGGCGUUAAUCUGAAGCCGGCCCGUGACCUGGGGAUGGUCACCAUCCUCGUCCGUGACCCUGACACUGCCCUGAGGGAGCUGGAGAAAGUAACCGGGGUGCAGCUUCUCCAAACUGCAGCCCCCCGACCAAUCCCCUGCGAUCCAAGCACCGUGAGCCAUGGGUACGUGCCCAUAAAGCCUGGGAUGUGUCUGCAUUUUGUGGAGCUGGGCUCCGGCCCUGCCGUAUGCCUCUGCCAUGGAUUUCCGGAGAGCUGGUUCUCUUGGAGGUACCAGAUCCCUGCUCUGGCCCAGGCGGGCUUCCGGGUACUAGCUGUGGACAUGAAAGGCUAUGGAGAGUCAUCUGCUCCUCCUGAAAUAGAAGAGUAUUCCAUGGAAGUGUUAUGCAAUGACAUGGUCACCUUCCUGGAUAAGUUGGGCAUCUCUCAAGCCGUGUUCAUUGGCCAUGACUGGGGUGGCAUGCUGGUGUGGAAUAUGGCUCUUUUCUACCCCAAGAGAGUGAGGGCAGUGGCCAGCUUGAAUACUCCCUUCAUACCAGCAAGUCCCAAAGUGUCCCCAGUGGAGAUAAUCAAAGCCCAUCCUGCCUUUGAUUACCAGCUCUACUUCCAGGAACCAGGAGUGGCAGAGGUUGAACUGGAACAGAACCUGAAUCGGACUUUCAGAAGCUUCUUCAGAGCAAGUGAUGAGACUUUUCUCACCACGAACAGAGUCCGUGAAAUGGGAGGACUCUUUGUGAGUGCCCCAGAGGAGCCCAGCCUCAGCAAGAUGGUCACCGAGGAGGACAUCCAGUUCUAUGUUCAGCAGUUCAAGAAGUCUGGCUUCAGGGGGCCUCUAAACUGGUACCGAAACAUGGAAAGGAACUGGCAGUGGGGCUGCAAAGGCUUGGGAAGGAAGAUCCUGAUUCCGGCCCUGAUGAUCACUGCGGAGAAGGACUUAGUGCUCGUUCCUGAGAUGUCCAAGCAUAUGGAGGACUGGGUCCAUGGGUACAAAGGAGUCAAAUUCCAAAACUGGGCGAGGACCUAUGGCUGUUACCCGGAGAUGUACUACCAGCCCACGUCUGUGGAGGAGAUCAGAGAGGUGCUGGCCCUGGCCAGGCAGCAGAACAAGCGGGUGAAGGUGGUGGGUGGUGGCCACUCACCUUCAGACAUCGCCUGCACCGACGGCUUCAUGAUCCACAUGGGCAAGAUGAACCGCGUCCUCAAGGUGGACACGGAGAAGAAGCAGGUGACCGUGGAGGCCGGCAUCCUCCUGGCUGACCUGCACCCACAGCUGGACAAGCACGGCCUGGCCUUGUCCAACCUGGGAGCCGUGUCAGACGUGACUGCAGCUGGCGUCAUCGGGUCCGGAACUCACAACACGGGGAUCAAACACGGCAUCCUGGCCACCCAGGUGGCGGCGCUGACCCUCCUGACGGCCGAUGGGGCCAUUCUCGAGUGCUCUGAGUCCAGCAACGCAGAGGUGUUCCAGGCGGCACGGGUGCACCUGGGCUGCCUCGGGGUCGUCCUCACCAUCACCCUGCAGUGCGUGCCCCAGUUCUACCUGCAGGAGACUUCCUUUCCCUCAACCUUGACAGAGGUUCUUGACAACCUGGACAGCCACCUGAAAAAAUCCGAAUACUUUCGCUUCCUCUGGUUCCCGCACAGCGAGAACGUCAGCGUCAUCUACCAGGACCACACAAACAAGCCUCCCUCCUCUUCAGCCAACUGGUUUUGGGACUAUGCUCUUGGAUUCUAUUUACUGGAGUUCCUGCUCUGGAUCAGCACCUUCCUGCCAGGCCUCGUGGGCUGGAUCAACCGCUUUUUCUUCUGGCUCCUGUUCAAUGGGAAGAAGGAAAACUGCAACCGCAGCCACAAGAUCUUCACCUACGAGUGCCGCUUCAAGCAACAUGUGCAGGACUGGGCCAUCCCCAGAGAGAAGACCAAGGAGGCCCUGCUGGAGCUGAAGGCCAUGCUGGAGACGCACCCCAAGGUGGUGGCCCAUUACCCCGUGGAGGUGCGCUUCACCCGGGGGGACGACAUCCUGCUGAGCCCCUGCUUCCAGCGCGACAGCUGCUACAUGAACAUCAUCAUGUACAGGCCCUACGGCAAGGACGUGCCACGGCUGGACUACUGGCUGGCCUACGAGACCAUCAUGAAGAAGGUGGGGGGCAGGCCCCACUGGGCCAAGGCCCACAACUGCACCCGGAAGGACUUUGAGAAAAUGUAUCCUGCCUUUUCGAAGUUCUGUGCCAUCCGAGAAAAGCUGGACCCCUCGGGGAUGUUCCUGAACGCAUAUCUGGAGAAGGUGUUCUACUGAAGCACAAACAGAAAACAAGUCGAGCCCACCCCAUCCCAUCCCCCAGGCCCACUUCCCACGAGGUUGAAGGCAAAGUGUCCCUCCGGCCUGAUGGGGAACAGACCUCUUCCCCCAGGCACUCUGCCACGGUGCCCACAGCUGCUCUGACCCAGAGUGAGGCGCCUGGAUCUGGGCAGCCCCCAUAUCCCUCAUCCUCACGGGAGCCCCAUGAAAGGAAGUGCACCAAAUCCCCACUUACCUCCUCAUCCGCAUCCUUUGAGCCCAAGCCUGCAAUCACCACAUCCUGUCUCCCAGAAGACAGAGAAGCCCCCAGAUGUUCUGUGCCUAGAAGGUCAGGAUUCAGCCUUUCACAGGUUCCACCUGCUGGUUGGGUGUCCGGAGCUCCAGGGAUCUCCCGCCUACCCUUGCAGGGAGGGGUCCCCCUGGCAUGUGUUUGGGCACAGAGGUCGUGUGUGCUGUGCUCGGCUUUCUUUCACUCUCGAGGGUCUUUCAGAUGCUCCGGUGCGUGCCCCCUGCCCUGGGACUGCCCUCUUCCAGAGGGUCCACCUGUCCAUCUGACCUCCCAUAGCUCGACCUACAGUGUGUCUAUUCCAGGGGAUGUUUGGGGAGUGGGACUCUCCUUGCCUUCUUUUUAAUAAAGGCCAAGAGUUCAUU